This is a messenger RNA of Stylophora pistillata, 2089 nucleotides long. RefSeq names its product heat shock 70 kDa protein 12A. Gene Ontology annotation, molecular function: ATP-dependent protein folding chaperone; ATP binding. Lineage: Eukaryota; Metazoa; Cnidaria; Anthozoa; Scleractinia; Pocilloporidae. The record is from RefSeq and is a predicted model, not a curated record.
AUGACUGAUAAUCACAAUUCACAAACAUUUAUGGUAAACGACCGAUCACUGCACUACUUCCCAACGAAAUUGCUCGUGAAAUGUGGAACAGAAUUGAAAAUCGAUCGAACAAACAUUUAUUAUGAACUUGACUAGAGAGUAUUCUUUGACGUCGAAAGUAAUAUCACAUUGAUUCAUCUCAUAUACGAUUAACAAAUAAUCGCGAUCUUUCCGUGAUGGUCUUUGAAGAUGAACGAGAGAGAGGUGACCUUUUCCUGUCCUCUCCCAUCACAUUUAUUGCUGUGGUAGCGAUUGACUUUGGCACAACAUUUAGUGGGUUUGCAUUUGCGUUUAAUAACAAAGAUGGAGAGAAAAGCAUUCACAUGAAUAAAGAAUGGGGUACGGAUCAAGGCUAUUCCACUAUGAAGACACCUACAUGUUUGCUGCUCAAUCCAGACAAGAGCUUCAAUUCCUUUGGUUAUGAAGCCCAAGAUAGAUAUGCUGAUUUGGAGGAAGAGGAAGCUUGUCAAUAUUUUUACUUCGAUAGCUUCAAAAUGAUUCUUCAUAACAAUGAGAACUUGAACAGAAACACUACUUUAGAAGCAGGAAAUGGUGAGCACAUGAUUGCCUUGGAUGUAUUUAAAUAUUCCAUAAAAUAUCUUUACACAAGAGCACUUGAGGUGAUCCAGGAGAGAACUGGUGACGAGAAUUUUGGAAUGAGUGAUGUACAGUGGGUCUUGACCGUGCCAGCAAUUUGGAAACCAGCAGCAAAACAAUUCAUGAGAGAAGCUGCUUAUCAAGCAGGAUUAGCAUGUCCCUCCAACCCAGAGCAGAUACUGAUUGCGUUGGAGCCUGAGGCAGCCUCCUUCUACUGCAUGGAACAAAAAAUGAGGGAUUUUGUUGCUGAAAGUGGGACUAACGAUGCCUUAGUCACGGACACUAUUGCACGAAUAGAAACACAGUAUGUAGUGGUUGACAUUGGAGGGGGAACUCUUGAUGUGACUGUUCAUGAACUUCUGGAAAAUGGAGGAAUUCGAGAGCUUUACAAAGCCACUGGUGGUACAUUUGGAGGACAAAAUGUCAACAGACAGUUCAGGAUCCUUCUUGAGACGAUUUUCACUAAAUCAUUCAUUGAUCAUUAUGCCCGUCAAAACCCUGUGGAUUGGCUCUGUCUGAUGAAUGAUUUCGAAGUGAAGAAACGCGGAAAGCGCAUCUGUGAAGGGGGCACAACAAGAAUUCGAUUGCCUGGUAGUUUCAUAAGUAAAUUUCCCAGCCAUAAAGGUUGGGAUAUUAACACAGCUAUUCAACAGCAUUGCAGCCUGGACGAAAUCAAAGUCGUACGUAACGAGUACCUCUGUCUUGAACCAAAAGUCAUGAAGCAGCUGUUCAAUCCAGUCAUGGAUGACAUCAUUUCCCACCUCUCCAACCUAUUCGCCCAACCAGAGUUGUCUAAGGUCAAGUUUGCAUUUCUUGUAGGCGGUUUUGCCGACUCAGCUGUUCUCCAGAAAAGAAUCAAGAAGCACUUCGGCCAAACCUAUCGCAUUUUGGUACCACAGUACGCAUCCCUUGCAGUUGUGCAAGGUGCUGUAAUGUUUGGACAGAAACCUCAUAAGUUCGAGUCGAGAAUAAUGACCACUACCUACGGGAUUCGCGUGCUCAAGCUUUUCUUGGAUGGGUUACAUCCCGAAUCGAAAAGGGAAAUAAUAACUGGCAUCCCGCGCUGUAAAGAUGUGUUUUUUAAGCUCGUUAAGGCCAAUGAAGAAGUUAAAGUUGGAGAAAAACGUCGAUUCACCGGUUUUGCACCUGUGACAGGCGAGCAGCAACAGGUGAAAGUCGAUUUCUACCAAUCAGACCGUUCAGAUGUGGAGUUUGUAACAGAUCCUGAGGUACUAAAGGCCCCAGGACCGGGGCUAGUACUUGAAACACCGGAGGCAUGGAAAACGAAAGACAUCGAAAUAAAUUUGCUCUUCGGUGGAACUGAGAUAAAGGUCACAGCCGUAAAUCUUACAAGCAAUCAACAGUCUACAGUUUAUCUGGACUUUCUGGCCAGCAGUUAAGGAAAAUAAGAAUCCUGCUGGCUCUGUUUGUGCUAGUUAAGUGUAUAUAGUAU